AUGGACGCCUUGAUGGAACAAUCCUCUAUUCUGCUGGUUGUCGCUGGCGUGGCUGUUGCUUUGAUUGCUCAGUCACUCUUUUCAACUCCUGCCAAACAAUUGGACGACACUCCCACAACAUCUCAAGCCAAGUCUUCCACGCAAGCAAACGCUGCCAAGAAGAAGAAGAAAAAGGCUAAAAAGAAGGCUGCCCCAAAGAAAGCGCCAGAACCUGAGCCAGAACCUGAACCCGAGCCUGAACCCGAGCCUGAACAAGCUCCAGCCCCUGCUCCUUCCAAAAAGAAGAAGAAGAAAAAGAAAAAGGCUGCUGCUCCCCCUGCCCCUGCCGCUGAACCAGCUUUGGAACCAGUGCCUGAACCAGCUUCGGAACCAGUGAAGGAAGAGCCCGCUCCAACAGUCACUGAUGAAGAUGACGAAGAAGACGACGAUGAGGAUGUUGCUCGUCUGUUGAACUCCACUCAACUGUCCAAGGCUCAAAAGAAGAAGAAAAAGAAAAAGAAGAAAAAGGCUGCAGCUGCUGAAGCCGAAUCGAAGAACGAACAAGAUGAAGGAAGCUGGGUCGUUGUCAACAAGCAUCACAGCAGUAAUAACAGUACCAGCAACACUGCCGCUUCUACCAAUGAUGCCGAUGCCAAACGCACUGAGAUCAUUCAAUUCGAUGCCAAUGACAAGCCCGUCCUCGUCGGACCCAAGGGAGCUACAAUCCAGAACAUUACCACCACUUCUGGAGCUCGCCUCGAUAUUGACUUGCCGGUGCUUAAGAUCACCGGUACCGAAGCUGCCAUUGCCACUGCCAAGGAGAUGGUCGAUAAGCUUCUUUCGUCACACAAGGCCAAGUCUGCCUAUAGCAUCACUUUGAGUGGCAAGGAUAUCAAGUCUUCUGAAGGAAUCAAGGCCAUCAUCGGAAAGGGAGGAUCGAACAUUAAGCAGAUCCAAGCUACCACUGGAUGCAAGCUCGAUGCCAACAUUGAUGAAGGCAAGGUUGUCAUUACUGGUUCUUCCGAAGAACAAAUACAAGAAGCGGCGACCUUGUGUCGUCACACUGUCUUUGGAGAACAUCAAGUCGCCAUGGACCUCAAGAAUAAAGGUAAUGUCAUGGUCGUCAUGGGCCAAGGCUACAAAAAGAUUCGAGAGUUCCAAGACGCUUCAGGAGGUGCCAAGUUGGACUUUGUCAAGAACACCACCACCCUGCAGAUCUCUGGACCCACCGCUGCCGUCAACAAGGCUCGCGACAUGGUCACUGCCUGGCUCAACCACUGCGCUGGAAUCACCCUUAAUAUUCCACAAUCUGCUCCCGGAUCCUUUGAUAAGGUCGGAGCUAUUUAUGGAAAGGGUGGAGUCACCAUCCGCACCAUUCAAGACAAGACUGGCGCUUUCAUCAACGUUGAUGACAAGGAAGGCAAGGUCCAAAUCUCUGGUGCCCCCGCCGCUGUCCAACAAGGCCUCAAGAUGGUCCAACAAGCCAUGGAAGAUGGCUGCCUCAUGGAAGAAGGUGAAAUCAAGGAUUCCAUCAUUAUCCCCAAGAACGCUGGACCAGCUGUUAUUGGCCGAGGUGGUUCCGCCAUUAAGCAAUUGGAAAAGACUCAUUCUGUCAAGGUUCGUGUCAGUGGCCAAACCUGCAUUAUGAUUGGAGAUCCUGCUGCCGUCGCUCGUUGUAAGACGGAAGUCACCGAAACCAUUCAACCCUUUAUUGAAGAAGAACGUAUCGCACAAGAAGCCGAACGAUUGGCUGCGGAACAAGAAGCUUCCGCAGGUGGUGGUCCAUGGAGCGCUAAUUUGCAAGAUGAUGUUGCCGAUGGUUGGUAA
Cylindrotheca closterium is the source of this 1806-nucleotide messenger RNA. Lineage: Eukaryota; Bacillariophyta; Bacillariophyceae; Bacillariales; Bacillariaceae. The record is from the annotation of a GenBank genome assembly.